AUGAAGGCCACACUGACAGGCAAGUACGAGACCGGCAAGGACAACGGCAAAGCCACCACCACCCUCUCCAUCAACGCCAAGUUUGGCGACGCCAGUCUCCGGGCCACCGUCUCCGACGCUCUCGUGCUCGGCACCGCCGCCCGCUCCCCCCCGACCCUCUCCUUCUCCCUCCAGAAGCCCAACUCCUUCUCCAUCGAUUACUCCCCCACAAAGGCUGGCACGGAUCAGAAGGAUGAUCUUCCACAGGCGAAGUUCAAGUUCAUGAACUCCAUCAAGUUGAUGGAGAAGACGGUGAGGAUGACGUACAGCCACGCUCUGCAGGAGAGGCGGACGGAGGUGGACGGGUCGGUGGAGUUCAACGAGGACAACAAGAUGGCAGUGCACCACGUCGUGGGGACGGAGGAGUGCAAGUUGAAGUACACGUACCAGCACGGUGAGCGGCAGAAGACGAUGGUGGAGCCGACCUACUACGUGGCGGCCAAUACGUGGGACUUGGUGGUGUCGCGGAAACUCGACCGGGGCGACGCCCUGAAGGCGAGCUACCAGGCGGCGGCGAAGAAGCUCGAGCUGGAAUGGAGUAGGGACUCCAACGUCAAUGGCACCUUCAAGAUAUCUGCCGCUCUCAACAUGGCGGAUCACAUCUAUCCAAGAUUUGUGGCUGAGAGCACGUGGAGCUACCAAAUCUGAUUUCGAGUGUCUCAAUUGGUCUCAAGUGUUUGCUUUGGAUUACUGAUGCAAUAAGCCAUCAAAGCCUUUCGACAUAAGGAUG
Musa acuminata AAA Group (dessert banana) is the source of this 769-nucleotide messenger RNA. RefSeq names its product outer envelope pore protein 24B, chloroplastic-like. The record is from RefSeq and is a predicted model, not a curated record. NCBI's taxonomy places the organism in Eukaryota, Viridiplantae, Streptophyta, Magnoliopsida, Zingiberales, Musaceae. Gene Ontology annotation, biological process: regulation of monoatomic ion transmembrane transport. The transcript is spliced from 3 exons. Bases 1 to 687 code for a protein of 228 amino acids. Gene Ontology annotation, molecular function: voltage-gated monoatomic cation channel activity.